AUAAAAGAUAUUGGGCAAAUGUUAUUGGGACAACUUGCUUGUCAAUCCGGUACAACUACAAAACAAUUGUAUUCUCUAUUUUCUUUGGAUUUGAGUGCGUGAAUAAUCAAUUUUGCUACCACCUAGUUGGACUAUAUUUUUUUCGUUGAGAUGGCAAGCAGAAGUCUGGAUUUCAGCACAGGAAAGGAAAUGGAAAUUUUAAAGGAAUUUGAUGAUCUUGUAGCAAGACAACUUGAAAAUGUUGGAUAUCGUGACCUUGUGAAUAAAAAAUUUGAAGAACUGAAUAUGGGAGUUGAUAAUACUUUCACCCCUAUUAUGAAGCAAACUCAAGUUAUUUUUGACGAAACUCUGAGGGAGGUUGAGGAGUUAGAAGCACAAGAGAAAAUUCUCGGCAUAGAAAUUCUCGGCAAAGAAAUUCACUCACUUAUGGCUGCUGAUGUCAUUGUACUUGAUGAUGAUGACGAACCUGAACCAGAAAAGAAUGAUUCAGAAAGGAAAAAUAAAGAGGGAAGCCAGAAUGCCACAUCAGAGCUUCCUGAACUGAAGCCAGAAAUGAAAUCUGAAAAUUUGGACAAAAAAAACGAAGCUGAUGAUUUGGGCUUGUACACAGGACUUCGAGUCUUAGCAAAGAAACGAACACAGUGGUUUCCUGCUACCAUCAUCGAUAUAUUCAAACAAGAUUCUAAAACAAAAUAUAAAGUACGUUACGACAUGAACAGAGGUAAAAGUAAAGUACAAGCAAAUCAUUUGGCUUGUUUGGAUACACCUCAUCAAUGUGCACCUGGACAGAUACAGACUGGAUCUAGAAUUGCCGCGCAUUACAGAAGUGAAGGGAUUUAUUCUGGGAUUGUUGCAGAAGCUCCGGACAGGAAAACCAAUAAAGGACGAUAUUUGAUAUUUUUUGAUGAUGGAUAUGCAAUGUACUGUCAACUAAGAACAGUGUAUCUUGUUUAUGCACCUCCUGCUAACGUUUGGGAUGAUAUAUCGUACAGGCAUACUGCGGAAUAUAUCAAGGAAUAUUUAUCCACUCCAGAAAGACCAAUGCUAACAAUGAAAGUACAUCAAAUAUUGAAGGUCGAAUUUCAAGGUGAAUGGCAUAGAGCAAAAUGUAUGAAAGUUGACUGCAGUUUGGUAGAGGUCAUGUAUUUGUUAGAUAACAGUAGAGAAUGGAUAUAUCGUGGAUCAUUACGUCUUGAGCCGUUGUUUAAGCAAUCACAUAAUAAAAUGAGAGCUAUGCAAAGUAAGACACCUAGACGAUUAGCAAGAGCACAUACGGGAGUGCGUAAUGCACACAUCGAAUAUACAACCAUAGAUUUAACCAGAGAUUCAUCACCAAGUCCUACAAAUUCUCCCAUUAGAGAUGCCGCUGGAAGACAAUUAAUUUUCAGAGAAACGGAAGACUCAAAGAAAAAUGUUGGAAAGAAAAGUACAGGCGGAGUUCCUAAAUAUCAAUCUCCAGGCACAUCUGCAUAUCGGGGUUACAGUGGGGAAUGGAAAGCACCUUGGUCUCGUUCCCUUGCUGCUCAAAAAGCCCAUCUUGGUGAUUCUCCAGUGACGCGACUCCCUCAGUCAUUUUCAGAAAUAAAAGGUGGGGUGGAUGUUGCAAGCCAUAUACUUGACAGAAUGUCUAUGUCAAACAAACAGAAUAGGCAACAAAAAAAGACAAAUCGAUUUGAACGGGGAUAUGGAGAUAAAAGAAGUAGAAGUUAUGAUGAUGUACAAACUUCUGAGAAUAUGUUUGACGAUAGUAGAUCAAGCUCUGAUAGGAAAAGAUCAUUCCAGGGAGCUAGGACACCAGGUUACUAUAUGAUGGCACCCAGAUCAUCUGCAUCAUACAGGAAACAUAUCUGUGGGCCAAAAUGUGUUGAACCAUUCAAAGUGAACGAUAUUUCCAAGUUGAAAGGUACCAACCCUUUGAUGAAACCUCUAUUGCUUGGAUGGACCAGAGAAGUUUCUAGAAUGAAACCAUGUACACGAGGACCUGCGUUUCAUGUCUAUUACAGAGCACCUUGUGGACGAAUGUGCAGAAAUAUGUCAGAUGUUGACAGAUACAUCCUUGAAACAAAUCUGCCCGAUGUUGACUACGACCAUUUUUGUUUUGAUUAUUCUGUACGCACUCACAGCAACAUAUCUGUACAUUCUCGAGACACAAAGUUUUUUAUGGAAGACUAUUCAGAGGGUAAAGAAGAUAUACCGAUUCCUUGUGUCAAUGAAAUCAAUAUGGAGAGACCUCCAGUUAUGCCGUAUACAAAAGCUAGAGUCGAGGGAGAAAACGUUACUAUCAAUACUUCUUCCGAUUUCAUGGUAUGCUGCGAUUGUCCAGAUAAUUGCAGAGAUCGUUCAUCGUGUCCAUGCCAACAACUUACUGUGACAGCAACCUCAUGUUGCAGAGGUGCCAAAAUAAAGCACGAUGCUGGCUACCAAUACAAACGUCUGUAUGGUUUCCUUCCUACUGGAAUCUAUGAAUGCAGUCCUAAAUGUAAAUGCAACUCCAGAUGUCCUAAUCGAGUUGUGCAAAAAGGUCUUCAAUGUAGGCUGCAGAUGUUCAAAACACACAAAAAAGGUUGGGGUAUAAGAUGCCUUGAUGACAUUGCAAAAGGAACUUUUGUGUGUGUUUACACAGGAAAAAUUCAAACCGAAGCGAAAGCUAAUGAAGAAGGUCUAGCAAAUGGAGACGAAUAUCUUGCUGAACUUGAUCAUAUUGAGGUUGCAGAAAGACACAAGGAUGAUGAAGAUGCUGGGAGUUCGAGUGGAGUUGAUAGUGAGAUGGAUGAGGAAGAGGAAGAAGAUAAAGGAACUGAGAGACAAAAAGAUGAGGGGGGACAGAGUGAUGACUCUGGAGCUAACACAACCGAUAGUGAAAUCAAUGAUGACAGAGUAAUGAAGCAUGUUACUGUAACUCUGAAAAGAGCACCUGAUUCUAAAUGGACGGUCAAGAACAAUGAACACACUGAUUUUACGUUUGAGGACAAAAUUAAUGGAAAAGUUGAUACAGAAACAAAGAAAGAUCGACCAUCCAAUGGCAGGCAAAAUCGGAAAAUGUCUUCGAAGUAUAGCGAUAUGAAAGUAGAAUCGUCUGAUUCAGAUGAAGAUGUGACAGAUUUCAAUUCCCGGUUGGCCCCACCUGGUGAAGAAGAUGAAGUAACAACGGAUACCGAUUCAGAAUAUAGUAAUAAUGAAAGACCUCCAUCAUGUGGACCAUCGAGCAAAAAUUCAGACAGGCGAUCUUCACAGUCUAUAGGACUACAUUCAUCGAAGAUGACUUCUGAUACAAGUAGAUUAGCUGGAGAUAGCAGCGAUGAUGAAGAAGAUGUGAACAAUACUAGGAGAUAUUUUGGUUGUUCUGAUACAUUUAUCAUCGAUGCUAAACAGACUGGAAACCUAGGUCGAUAUCUCAAUCAUUCAUGUGCUCCUAAUCUACUGGUACAAAAUGUUUUCAUUGAUACACACGAUCUCAGAUUUCCAUGGGUCGCAUUUUUUGCUACUUCGACAAUACGAGCUGGUACAGAACUGACUUGGGAUUAUAAUUAUGAGAUUGGCAGCGUGGAAGGUCGAGAAAUACAAUGCUAUUGUGGGGCAACUAAAUGCAGAAAGAGACUGCUGUGAUGAGAAUCAUCUUUUGAGCAAUUGUAUAGCAAUUAUGAUUGGUACGCACUACAGCAGCUGGAAGACUUUAGAUCAGUGGUGUGCAACCUGCAGCCCGCUAACCAAAUGCGGCCCUCAAGGACAAUUUAUGCAGCCCACGGUGCCAAUUUUGAAUUUUGUAACAGAUUUUCACUUUCAUUUAAUUUGGUAUGUGUGAGUAAUUCCAAUCCCUUUGCGGUGUUGAGCCUGUACCUGAAUCCCAAUUUAUCUAUGCCCAUGACUUUACAAUGCCUUAACAGCUAGCUUGUGCGAGCAAAGCAUAUCACAAGAUCAAUACCUAACAUUUUUUGGAUUGCAACUACUAGAUAAAGUUUAUGUUGAAUAAAGGUGCGGCCCGUGGUUUCGCCCAGUUAUUUCUACCUGGCCCUCCUGUAUUAAUGGUUGCACGCCCCUGCUUUAGAUUAUGAGAAGCAAUGCAAAACUGCAAUUCUAAUUACCUGUUGGUGAUUGAAUAACAAACUAUUUACUUAUCAAUCAUUCUCAUAAGUAUAUUCAUACACAGCCUGGGGUUUUCAGGUCAGACUCCAAAAAAGAACUUCUGUGUGGGUCGAUACUAUAAACUUCAAUUAAGUCUUUUGCAUGACUUGCCAAUGCAGAAAUUAGUAAUGUUGAUUCCAAUUGCUACAUAUUAGCUAACUAUAAGACUACAUUUUUUGGCGCUUUUGUAUUAGUACUUAUUGCAUAUUUUGUAUCAAGGCCAAGGGACAUUCAAUCAUAUCUUAUUCUUCCAUGGUUUUUAUAUUGCUACUUACGCGACUCUUAGUCCGCAGCUGUCUUUGGAUUUGCAAGGAAUUGGCUCGCCACGUUGAUGCGAAACUAAUAAAUACAAUAUCGUGCUACAAACAGCAAACAAUGUAGCUAGCUAGGAUGGUAUGUAAACUUGGUGCUUCUAUAGUGUGACUCUUACCUUCUGGUUGGUCAAAGCGCGGCAUUGACCAAUGAAAAUAUUGGGUUGCCAGCGCCGUAUUACCCAAACUUUUUUGUUAUGUGAUCCCGUUUCUUUUUGUCAGUUUUGUUUUUGCAUUUUUCAUUCGGUUUUGCCGCAUUUGUCAGCUAAUACACUUCUUUUGAUACUUU
This is a messenger RNA of Styela clava, 4722 nucleotides long. Its product is annotated as histone-lysine N-methyltransferase SETDB1-B-like. Gene Ontology annotation, cellular component: nucleus. Gene Ontology annotation, molecular function: protein binding; histone H3K9 methyltransferase activity; zinc ion binding. The record is from RefSeq and is a predicted model, not a curated record. Gene Ontology annotation, biological process: heterochromatin organization; negative regulation of gene expression. Lineage: Eukaryota; Metazoa; Chordata; Ascidiacea; Stolidobranchia; Styelidae.